AUGAGCAUCCCCAACGCCACGUCCAUCAACCACCUGAUCGCCCCCAACGCCGGCCUCGGCUUCGCCAUCGGGAUGGUCGACUCCUCGAUGAUGCCGGAGCUGGGCUACCUGGUGGACUUGCGCCACUCGCACGUCUACGGCUCCGUCUACUCCAUCGGCGACGUGGCCUUCUGUCUCGGCUUCGCUAUCGGCCCGGCACUGUCUGGCACUCUCGUUCAGAAGUUUGGCUUUAAGUGGAUGUUGUAUGGCAUCGCUAUCAUCAACUUCCUCUACGCGCCCCUCAUGUACUGCCUCAAGUCGCCGCCGGCCAAGAACCCCGGAGAGCGGCAGGUGAGACGCCCUGAAAGGCAGCUCUGAUGGCUCUUCGCUGUCCUGGGAGAUGAAUGGGUUAAUACUCAUGUAUGUGGGAUGCACACACACACACACACACACACACACACACACACACACACACACACACACACACACAUGCAUAUGGAUGUGUUGCAUCUAUGUGUUGUCUACGAUACAUGAGAAUUCUUACAUUUGCAUACCAUCAAACUAAAUAAUAACAAUUUGUUGAAUUUAUCACAGUAAUACAAAUUUUACUUGCUUCUUCACCAAAAGCAGUUGUCUGAGAAUUUAUAUAUGCAUGCAUGACAGUUAGUGAUAUUAUUAAUCCUAUAUUUAGAUUAUAUGUAGCUACAAUGGCAGAAUUGGGGAAGGGAGAGAAGUACGUGCUCCAUUCUUAAGAUUUCUUGUAUGUUAACUUCACCAAAUGAAGCACACGCUAUAUUUCAAGUGUUUCGAAACGUUUCAAAAUAUUUCCAAAACGU
Messenger RNA from Penaeus monodon (black tiger shrimp), 815 nucleotides. RefSeq names its product chromaffin granule amine transporter-like. Lineage: Eukaryota; Metazoa; Arthropoda; Malacostraca; Decapoda; Penaeidae. The coding region runs from base 1 to 357 and encodes 118 amino acids. Gene Ontology annotation, molecular function: serotonin:sodium:chloride symporter activity. Gene Ontology annotation, cellular component: terminal bouton; synaptic vesicle membrane. Gene Ontology annotation, biological process: aminergic neurotransmitter loading into synaptic vesicle; transmembrane transport. The transcript has 3 exons. The record is from RefSeq and is a predicted model, not a curated record.